GCAGCCGGGACAGGAGCUGAGAAGCGGGGCGGGAGUCCGGGUCUGGGCUGGAGUCGGAGAGCGAGAACCGGACGAAUCGAGGGCUGCUGCUGCUGUUGAUGCCGCCGCCUGGGCUCACUGGGCGUGCGCGCAGCGCUUUUAGCGAAGAGGGCGCCCUGCUCCGUUUUUAUGGCUCCACGGCGGACCACGUUGAGAACAACAACAGCCUGGUCCGGAGCCAGCGCCAACUUGUGCUUCUUAGAGCCCCUUCCCUGGCCGCUGGCUUCCCGGACCGCGCCUCCCCGGCGCCGCUGCUUGGGCAGCGAUGCACCCGGGACGAAGCCCGAGGUCGCGGCGCAGCAGAGAGGCGGCCUGCGCCCAGGGAGGGCUCGGCAAAGGGGAAUGGAGUGGAGCACCCUAGGCUGCGGGAGCGCGAGAGGAGGGGGGCACCCCAUUUGGAUACGAAUAGCGCGGUCCUGGAGGGAGGUCCCACGACCCGGAGCUUAGCUGCCCUUAGCCAAAAGUACGCCACAGACACCGGAGCCCUGGCCGGGCCCAGGGGGCCCAGGCCUGCUCGCAAGGCGAGGUUUAAUUUGUCCCAACUAACACAGGGCACGCCCUCACGUGGUCGGCUGGAGCAAUGUGGUGCUCUAGGACAUCUCCGAGGGGGGUCUCCGCCCAAUCCAAAGAGGCUAAAGGAUGGGAGGCGCCCUUCAGCGGUGCGCCCGGGGUCUUGUUAUACCUCUGGAGACCUGGCCGCAACAUCAGGGAUGGGGGACGACCCCGAUAUUUCCUAGCCGCCCUCCCGGCUGCUGAUGCUCGAAGUACUCUAUUUUGUGAUCUGCAAGUAGCCGCCGCCAUGGACCCCAAAGCCAAAUGGGGGUUGCAGGGUGGGUGGUUGUAGGACUGCGACCCCUGGAGUAGCCCCCGUGGAAGGAUGGGGGAAAGAAAUUGCUCCUAGUUGCCUUGCCACCCUUCACGCUGUGGUCUGGAGAGGAAAAUUAUCCAGGGGACACUGCAAAGGAGAGUGGGUCCCGCGGAGGGGCCUCCAGGCUGCAAUGUCCCGCAACAUGGACCCGGUGUGCUGAAGCUGGCAAAGUCCCUCGGGGAGACCUGUGCAAGCCUGGAGGCCCUGAACUCUGCCGAGUCCAGGGUGGGGGGCGCUGAGGAGACACCAGUCUUUCUCGAAACCAGAGAAACCUCCACUGAGGGAGCUGAGAUCACGGGAGACUCUUGGGGGAGGAAAGAGGAUCCCUUUGGGGGGCGUGAUUUUAGGGCCAGGCACCCGUGAGGGGCUGGCGGGGCUGGGGCUGCGGACAGUAAAGUGGUGGAGCAGGUCAGGACUCGAGGGAAUUGGGGUUCCAGGAUUGAAAGAAAAGCUGCUGAAGGGAAGAGCUGGAGACAGUAAGGUACCGUAAAACGGGUGGAUCCUAAGUCCCAGUUCUGAACUUGGGCCCCAGCAGGCUCCCCUGCACCCCCCACAUGAGGCACCCUCGUCGCCACUCCUCUUCUAGGUGCUCACCCCUUUCACAGCUCUUUCACAGACAGGCUCCCUUUUUGUCCUCCCACCAAGCUAGAGAAUAAGCCCCCAGAGAUGAGGAAAGAGGCUGGAAAAGGGGGAAGGCACAAGAACACCUGAGCCUGGAUCAGGGCAGGUGUCAGGCUUCUGCCCUCGGGGCAGUGGGUAUACUGGGGGAGAAAGGGGGAGGCAGACUGGAGCCCACAGGUCUGCAGGCCUGCAAAGGAGACCCUGGCACUCAACCAGGAAGAAGGACCCACUGAAUGGACUGUCUGACAAGGGACAGGUAAACACUGAGGACCGGAGACCUCAGACAAGGUGAAUAAGAGACCAAUUGUUGUGCCUUGGAUGGCCACUUGCAAGCUUUUAGGACCCCAAGCACUACAGAACUAUCUAGGAGGUAGAACAGAAGCACUAAACAUGGUAUUAGGCCUCAAGAUGAAGCAAGACUCUCAGCCUAUUCAAGACGAAAUGCUUAAUGUAGUAGCCCCACCAGCUUCUGAUGGCUCCUUGCCUGCUAAUGCUGUAUGUUCCUGGAGUUUGGAGAUGGCACAGCGUGAUGACCAAUGUGUCAUACCCAUGUGUAGCAUGUGCCCAUGUCUAAGGAAGAUCCUCAAAGACAUCACUGUUCAUCUGAGGACCUCUGCGGGCUUCCAUGGGAAGCCAGAAUGGCUGCGCAUGGGUGUGGGCUGUGUGGUGCUCUGCUUAACAUUCCUGUAGCCCUGUACAGAGACGCCCGGGGCUGCAGUGACAUGAGACUUCCAGAGGACACUUCAGCGCCUUUGAGGCACCAAUCCGUUGCAAUAGUGCGUGCUUCAUGUACCACUUGACAUUCCGACUUUUGUUGCUUAUGUGGCCUCUCAGCCUUAGUGUCAUCAAGUGUUAAUCACCAUUCUUAGUAAGACCAGGGGCCCUGCCAGCCACUUAAUGACACAAGUGCCAUUAUGACAUUAGUGCCAUAUGAUUACCAAGGAAGCCCAAAUGACUACUAUUAAUGCCGUUGAGAACUUCCUCAAGAGCUUUGACUGGCAUUUAAUUCUGAUUCCAGGCAUCAUAGAUGAAAUUGAGAAGUUUCUGGAUGUGUAUGAGAAAUUCAAGGAACAAAUAGGAAAAUGGUUCCCAUAUGCAAAGGUUGUUUGUCACCCUGAUUCCUUAUCAGUUGCACCAACUGCAUUUCUGUGAUUAACAGCUGCAGCUUGUUCCACACAACUGUGAUAACAAAUGACAUUGUGAAAUGCUCACGGGGGAGAACCUCUGGCUGGAGGUACUCCUGAAUCCAAGUUAGGAGCUGCGUUCAAGAGGAAAUCCCACCAGUCAUCUGGUCCUUUCUCAGCAGGAGCACAGCUAGCAGUCCUCAAACGCAUUGGAGUGAGUGAUGAAAUGCAUGAGGGGCUUUCAGGAAACCAGCUAAGCAGCCUGAAACCAAGCGCUGAGGAACCAGCAAGUGAUGACUAGACUUAACACUUAAAAAAGGGGGACUGCACCCUUCCAGCUCCUGAGCAGAGGUGGCUUCAAAAGCAGCGAGGAUGCAACAGGGAGCAAAGAAUCUAGCCUGGCUGGCUAGAGGGGAUGCACAAAAACAGGGGCCCUGGUGUCAGGAUGCAAGUCUUCCUGGCAUGGCCCCAAGCCUGGGCGGGCUCCUGUGCCUCUGGGCCUCAGUUUUAUCCUCUGUGAAAUGGGGUGUAUGCACCAGGGCUCAAACCGAGGCCCCACGGAGGGUAUCUAAAGGCCAGGGCUGCGGCCUGGGAUGUGGGAAGCUGAGAGGCACCUCACGGGUCAGGAGAGGCCCUGGUUCAGGAAGGGGAGGAGAGGACAAGCUGUAGGGGCUCUGUACCCACUGCCUGGGGGCAGGGAAGGGGGGCUGCAUGCAGGAGGCUCAGGGUGGGCGCCCGGGGCCAGGCCGAAGCACCUGACCUGGUGGGCCUUUUUGGCUCGGACCGAGCUACUUAGGGAUAACAGUUGGGGGAGACAAAGCGCCUGUUUGGGAUUUAAAAUAUAAAUAGAGGAGCAUUCAACGUUCUUCAGCAUUUAAAAUAGGGGGAAAUUCACCAGACGAGACUGUGGGGAAGGCUGCCUUUAAAUGCAAAUGUGUAUUGUGAAGCCCUGAAAGAGGACAUUGUGAGGGGCUUGGGCCCCUACCACCUCUGUGGCUGGGAGGUGAGCUCCGAGGGGCCUGUGGGUCUGGGGGAGUGGGUGGGUGGCCCAAGAUCAAAGGAGUAGACCGUUUGAUGCUGAUGCUGAGAGGAUGCAAAACGUAGAGACUGAAACAAAAACAGGAUUCUGGGGAUCCUGCCCCCCAAGCCAUGCAGGACUAAAGGAGCUUGCCCCAAAGUGGCCCAAACCACAGGCUCCGCCUGCCACCACUGGGAGCCUCAAGAUGGCCGGUCCCCAAUCUGCAGGUCCUUGGCUGCAGAGGGCACGUGCUCAAGGCAGCAGCAGAGCAGAAGCCCUCACAAGUGUUUCGAAGUUAUGUUUAAUGGAUUUUCUCAAGAACGGAAUUAAGCAGUCUUUAUGAAAAAAACCGGAAAUUUGUUGGACUUGAUGGGUAUCAGCAUUAGUGCUCUUUCACGUUGCAUCACGUUACGGGGGAGGAACAACGUCUCUGCUCCCACAGCCCUUCAGAGUGGACGGUCAGCGCCCGGUGGGGGAGUGCACAGACAUGGUUUUGCGUUCUGCCUCCGGGGAGGUUUUUACCUCAGACCCCUGAAGCCCAUUCCCAGAGCUCCUGAGGACUCACAGGUGCCUCGUUAAUAUCCCCAACUUACAGAGAGGACGUGAAAGGCUGAGAUUUGGAGACUUGGGUCUGUCGCCUUGAGUAUGAACAAGGUAUUCAUCUCCAGAAAAGUCUGAGCCACCUUCUUUGAUGGUUCCCUGGGGUGAGGUGACUGUGAGGAAGGAGCAGGGAAGUGGGGCCCUGGCCUGGGCUAGGAGCCUGCUGCUGCUAGAGGGCACUGCUUCUGUUUCUUUAAAAAGCUGGUUUUUCUUAAUAAAGUUACUCCUGGUACAAAACCCCAACAGUGUAGAAGGAGGUAAAGUGGAAACAAAGCCCCACCCCCAGCACCACUGACGGUCAGUGGACAUGUUAGACAUGCAGCCUGUGUGUGUAUAUAUAACACGUGCCCUUUUAUUUUCUAAAAUGGAAUAUUACACAACUGUUCUGGCAACUUGUUUUUUUCAUCGAACACAGUACUCCGGCCGUCUGCAUCAGAAUGCAGACAUAACGUGUUCUUUUGAAGAACUGCAGAAUGGCCCCCAAGACACAGCUGUGCCUUGUUAUUUAACCCACCUCUUCUGAAGGGCCUGUGGUGCUGUUACAAGGUCACAGUGACUCUCCUUUGUUCACAAGUACGGGAGUGUCUGUAGAAUUCAUUUUUAUAGGUGGAGUUUCUCUGUGAAAGGGAAUUUUAACAGACACGUUGCUCAUUGCCCUCAGAGCCCCGAACUGCCUCCAGCUUCCACAGCCAGGCCCAGAGAGGGACCUGGGGUGUACUUCCCUUCACUGGAGCCACCCUGCCCAGCUGGGCUUUUGUGUGUCCUCCCCAGGCAACUGUUUCUCUCGCUGCCUUCACCACCAUACCAGCCCUCAGGACCUGGGCUUUUCCUCUCCCCAUUUGACCAAAUCCUGCCGCCUCCUCAGCUGAAGGUGGGUGGUUCAAACCCACCCAGCUGCUCCGCAGGAGAAAAAAACCAGUCAAUGUGCUCCCAUAAAGAUGACACCCUAGAAAACUCUAUGGGGCAAUUCUAUUCUAUCCAAUAAGGCUGCUAUGAGUCUCGACGACACUUAACAACAACCUCAUCCUUAAAGCCCCUUCUACCAUCAUCAUCAAGUUGUCUUCCUUGUCUUUGCUAGGCAUGGCAAGUUCCCCACAGUUGGCUUCUGCUUGCUUUUCUAACCUCAUCUCCACUUUGCACUCCCAUCUGAGUCUGCCCUCCCUCCGGCCUCACCAGAGUUACACUAUGCUUCCUCUGGCCCUCAGCUUGGGGGCUGUGAGGAAGGCUCUCUGGCCUGGCUCCCUGCUGGGUGGGGCCUCCCUGCACCUCCCCCUGCACCCCCCCCCCGCCCACUCCUGUGUGCUCUGUGUGUGGCAAGUGCCUUGGCAGGGGCUCAGAAAGAUGUGAACAAGGGAUGAGGGGAUGGACUCUGCACUGGACUUCAGCCCUAGGUAGGAAGCCUCCUUUCCACCUUAUCCUGGGGGGAACGGUGGAGUGAAGCUCAGUCAUUUAGUAGAUUGAUGCUGGGUCAACACCUCAUGGGGGAGAGCAGGGUCUCUUGCCUUAGGACCAAAGCCUUUUCUCUUUGAGGCAAGGGUCUCCUAGGUAAAUAGCCAGAUCUCCCCUUGGCCUGCUCGAGCUCCCCGAGGACACCUCCAGGAACUUGCAUGGUGUUGUCCUCUCCCAUCCCCCACGCUGGGAAGGGUUUACUCUGCAGGAAGCAGCCUGGAAUUGUCAAGCCUUCCAUUCAAGAUUUUUGGCCUCCACAGUUGUGCAAGCUUAAGAUUUGUUUCCUGGCUUUAGACCUGUAGUAGAACUUGACAUCUCUAGAAGCCAGGGCGUGAGGCCCACAGAGCCAUGUAAGGCUGAGAGACCAUUUUGGAAGAGGGAUCCGGGCUACCAGGACAAACCCUGCCAAACAGAAACACCCUCCCAGUGUCUUCCUAAGCAUUCAGCCUGCCAUUGCUGCCAUUAUGUCAUACCAGCAGGAUCCACCUUUGCUGAGGUGUAGCCAAGGGAAUCUUGGCUUAGUUUAUUUCCUUUUCCUACAAGGAACCUAACUGAGUUUAUGGGAACAUCCUUUGUGGGGAAGAACCGAAAGCCAUAAAGGGUGUGAGCAGGGCUGAGUGGACAGCUAGGCACUGAACCCAGGCAUCUGCCUUUGACCCCGUACUCAGCAGGCCAGCGACCCUGACCACAGGGAGCUCAGGAUGGGUGGGCGUUCUAGAGGUAGCUCAGAGCAGAGUCAGGCAGUCGAGGGCGGAGGGGGGUAUAGCCCACUUGCCAGGAAUUGAACGUUCUCUUGGAGGGUGGAUGUUUCUAGUUCCACUGUCCAGAUGAGGAAACUGAGGCAUAAGAGAGAUUGGGCAUUAUCUCCACUGACAUCGGGCCACGAAAAGACGGCAGAGCAUUUGCUGUUUGCCCCAUCUCAAGCAGCGCUUGGAUUGCUUUAUACCACUUAAUCACUUUGUGCAUUUAUCCUGUCCUACGUCUGUCACCUCCACUAGAGCAGGGACCUUGUCUAACUCACUGCUGCACAGGGCCUGGCACAGAGUAGGCCCUCAAUAAAUAUUUGUUGAAUGAAUGAAUGAGAUGGGAUUCAAACCUAGGUCUGUAUGUGCUUCCCUUCACACGCUAGCCUCCUCACAUUGCCUCGAACUCCAACUACAUGUGCGGUGGGUUCCAGUAGACUGGCUGGGGAAGCAGGGCCAGGGCCCCCAGGUGUAGGCUAAUGGAAGCCUGCAUGAUCCUGGGUAAGGCUCUCAGGACUUCUAUUUAAUAUGGACAGUUGUUUGGUCAUCCAGCCUUGAGGACCCUGAAUCCUGUAUCAGUUGAGAAUAGCUGCCCUGGGAGAGUUUCCUUCUGAGAUGAGGAAGGAACCAAAAACCAGACCCUUUUCCUUAAUUGCCACUAUCUAUUUUUUUUUAUUACUAAGGGGGGACAAAAAGAAUGGGGACUUUAUAGUUGCACUGGGCAGGGAAAGGAAGCAAAACAGAAUUUGCCACUUCGAUGAGUCCCCCACCCUGGCUGCCAGCCACCUGGCUACACCACCAUCGUGUUCGCCUGCCUGGCUCCCUGCCUCCUCUCCCCCCACCCCUCCCCCAGUCCAUCCUCGUCCUUUCACCGCUGAAAGGCAGUGAGAGUGGUCUUGCAAAAGAGAAAUCAGAGCUUACUGCUUCAGGCUGAAACCCCUCCGUGUUCCCCCACCAGGCGCUGUGUCUUCUGGCCCCUGCUGACCUCUUCGACUUUAUCUCUCUGGGCUCUGCCUGCUGCUGUCCUCCUUUCUGUUUGUCAGGCUCACCAAGCUCACUUAGCCGCUGGGCCUUUGCACUAGCUGCCCUGCCUGGACUUCCACUCCCCCCAGCUCUUAUCUUCUUCAUCUCCUUCUUUGCCACUCCCUAUCCUGUCCUCCUCAUUCCUAUUCUCAUAACAUUUCUCCAGCUAAACUAUCUUUUAUUUAAUAUCUGUCCCCUUCCCCCCAUAAGAUCUCAUCUGUCUUCUGCAGCAUCAAAUGAUGAGCACCUGAAAACUUAAAAUCUAACUCUUGGCCCUAGUCUGGACUCAGAAUGACAUCUGUGAAAGCAAAAAGAAAGAAAACCAAACCAAACAAAAAAACAACCCACGUAAAUGGCUCUCAAAAAAUGUGUUUCCUCCCUUUAUUCCCUUUUAAUCAGAUAAGUCUUUUUCAAGAUGUUGCCCUUGAGGAAUGUUUUGGAAUCAUCGAGGGGCCGAGUGGGAAGGACCCUUGGCCUAACCUAUCCAUCCCCUGCUCCCACCUGCUCCACAUGAAGAAGCUGAGGUCCAGAGACGAGGUGGGGUGGCCUUCCAGGGGCCUAUGAAUUAUACUCCAAGUCUAAUUCCCAAAUUCAGUGUUCUUGGCACCACUUGGUCCCCUCAUCUGUCCUGUUGAAAAGAAGCCAAGGAAGGGGUGGUGCUUGGCAGACUCUGGGGCAAAGGGAGGGAGCAUGCCAAGUGGAGGCAAGCCUGAAGAGAAGCCACCAUGUGAGGCCAGGCAUUCAGCCCAUGAACCCCCUGGUCUGUGUGUGGAAGACAGCCACCAAAGGCAAGAGGUCCAGAAUUUGUCCUACUGGAAAAAGUUGAGGGAGCAGGAGCCAUUGAGCUCAAGCAGCACCUGAGAGCCCUUCUCAAACCUAGACUGCCUCUGGGCCUGCCCGUCCUCCAUGGCCCCUGCAUGACGGAAAGCCUACCCAUGGGUCUUCCCGGGACCAGGGCAUUUCUCACACACCCCCCUCCCCUGCCCCCAUGGGACCACCCUGUCUCUGCCCCACAGCUCCAGUGGCUUCCCAUCAUACUUAGA
This is a messenger RNA of Loxodonta africana (African savanna elephant), 8528 nucleotides long. RefSeq lists its product as uncharacterized. The coding region runs from base 99 to 776 and encodes 225 amino acids. Lineage: Eukaryota; Metazoa; Chordata; Mammalia; Proboscidea; Elephantidae. The record is from RefSeq and is a predicted model, not a curated record. The transcript is spliced from 2 exons.